This is a messenger RNA of Cajanus cajan (pigeon pea), 1836 nucleotides long. Lineage: Eukaryota; Viridiplantae; Streptophyta; Magnoliopsida; Fabales; Fabaceae. The record is from RefSeq and is a predicted model, not a curated record.
AUGAUGGAACUAAGGAGGCUCCGAGAAAAGGACGCUCACGAAUUAUCAGUUCUAAGGAAGGAAAACGCAGAACUCCGAAGUGACAAUCGAUCUUGGCACCCAUCCCACGAUAUCCCAAAUACUCUGUCAACUAAGGACCAAGGGGAGUCUUCGGGGUGGUACAAAGAAACAAGAGAUCUUAGACCCCCACCAGGAGUGACAACUACUACUCUCGACCAGCAACGAAGACAAGGAAGGACGCCGUUCACACCAGAUAUUGUCGGGGCCCGUUUGCCCGACAAUUGGAAAAACUUGACCCUGGAGAAGUAUGACGGGACUGCCGACCCGGAGGAACACCUUGAUGCAUUUGUCACCCAGGUCGGUCUAUACACGGAUGAUGAUGUUAUCCUCUGCAAAGUCUUUCCCACUUCGCUAAAGGGACCGACACUCAACUGGUUCACGAGGCUCCCACCUGGAUCGGUGGACUCGUUCACGUCCCUAUCAUCCCGGUUCGUGAUACAGUUUGCCACGAGCCGUCCUCAUCAGCUCACAUCAAUCGCGUUGGUCAAUAUACGCCAAGAAAAGAAAGAACCUCUGAGAACUUUUAUGGAAAGGUUCGGAAAGAUGACGUUAUCCAUCCGCAACCUGGACCCGGCCGUAGCAAUGCAUCACCUGACCACGGCGUUACGACCCGGACCCUUUGUCAACAGCUUAUGCAAGAAGCCACCCCGAGACCUAGACGACCUGAGGCAGAGAGCCACAAAAUACAUGCAGAUGGAGGAACUGGCCGAGUUUCGGAGUCAAAACCGACCCGACCUAUUUCUCGCGAAAAAAGAAAGUGACAAGGAACCGCCCAGAUCACGCCCCAGAGACGUGUCGGAUCGUGACAAGGGUAAUAGGGGGCCGAGAUAUAUGCAGUACACGCCGCUCAACACCAGCAGGGCUAAGGUGUUGGAACAGGCCCUAGCCAUUGAAGUCCUGGCCGUCCCCCGAAGAGCCAUGACCCCGCCGCGCGCCGAUAAAACAAAAGCAUGCCAGUUCCACCGGAAUAGAGGGCACACUACUGAGGAGUGUUCCGCCCUUCGGGAUCGAAUUGAAGACCUUAUUAAGGCCGGACAUCUUCAAAGCUUUGUUCGAUCAUCAGACAACCGCAGGAACGAUAAUCGUCCUGGUAGGGGGGAGUACAGAAGGGAGAAUCGGGAUCAGGCACCUCCGCGGAACCAAUCCCGCGAGCGUAGCAGGUCCCAAGACAGGAACAAUCAACGGGACCGCAAUCAACCUAGACGAGUGAUAAACACCAUUGCCGGAGGCUUCGCAAGAGGAGGAAGCUCAUCCUCAGCCCGGAAGAGACACUUGAGGGCCAUCACGUCGGUCAACGCUAUAGGACGGGCAUCCCCCAUUCGUAUGCCCCCCAUAACAUUCACCGACCGAGACUUUCAAGGCAUUGACCCAAUACAAGGCGAUCCCAUGGUCAUCAAUGUAGAGAUCAAUAACUGUAUCGUGAAGAAGACUCUGGUCAAUCAGGGAUUUUCGGGUGAACGGGUGGACACUCGGGGAACGAUAGACCUGUACACCUACUUCGGGGAUGACCAGCGUAGGCGGAUCAAGGUGCGCUACGUGGUUGUGCAUGCCAACACUUCGUACAACAUUCUGUUGGGCCGACCCUCUCUGAACAGACUCCGAGCCAUCGUAUCCACCCCACAUUUGACUAUGAAGUUUCCGUCAGAGGAAGGGGCCGUCAUCACCGUGCAUGCCGAUCAGAAAACAGCACGCGAGUGUUACUUCGCCAGUCUAAAAGUACAGCCAACUCUAAAACCAAGACGAGAUGUCAAUGUUAUCGGAGAUGUUGGCCAAUAG